This is a messenger RNA of Ochlerotatus camptorhynchus, 2045 nucleotides long. It is a transcript of the gene Swip-1, whose product is annotated as EF-hand domain-containing protein D2 homolog Swip-1. Bases 573 to 1157 code for a protein of 194 amino acids. Gene Ontology annotation, molecular function: calcium ion binding. The transcript has 4 exons. The record is from RefSeq and is a predicted model, not a curated record. Lineage: Eukaryota; Metazoa; Arthropoda; Insecta; Diptera; Culicidae.
UUUUACUUCUACUUUCAACAGAGACGGUAGCUCGGAACUGGUUCUCUUGUUUUUUUGCACCUUUAUCAUCUUAAAAACAGUGCUCAUACUACCGCUCUUUACUAAUUCUCACAAAAGCUCACGGGUCAGGCAAUCAAUAGUAGGCUAGAAAAAAAACACAGCCUCCCUUGUUCAAACGGUACAAGCUCAAUAGUAAUACGGCGUAGUAGUAUUUAAAUUUGCAUACACGAGCGUGCAAUCUCCCGGUGCUUACAAACAGGGGAAACAAGAUAAAAAGUGCAACAAUAAUAAGUCAGCAAGGUUCAUCCUCAUCAUCGUAUGUGUCGAAUGCAAUUUAAUUAAACUGCAUUCAUCUCCCCAUAAGAGCGAAGAAGAACCGAUUUGAAUAAAAUAAUUGGGAAAAUCCGAACAAUAAGUGAGUGAAACCGUGAUUGUGUUUACUGUGGGUAUCGCAGUAGGCGUGUUUAUCGUGUACUAUCGGUUUCCAUUCGGCUAGUGAAAAGGAGCCAUAGAGUGGUUAUUGAUCUUCUAACAAAAGCGUAAAACAGAGCCCAGGGUAGCAACAUUAAAAAAUGUCAGCUGACGCAGAGCUCUUCUCGGUCCUGAACCGUCGUCAGCAAAUCAACACCGCUCUGGAAAAUGGAGAAGAGGUGAAACACACUUAUCGUGUCGUCAACGUCUACACCGAGUUCCACGAGUUCUCGCGGAAGGAAAUUAAGGACUAUCAGGCGACGUUCUCCAAAUAUGACGUCGGCAAUGAUGGCUACCUGGAUCUAACCGAGCUGAAGAUGAUGAUGGAGAAACUGGGUGCCCCACAGACCCACCUUGGCCUGAAGGGAAUGAUCGCAGAAGUCGAUGAAGAUAACGACGGCAAGAUUUCCUUCCGAGAGUUCCUCCUCAUUUACAGAAAAGCACGUGCCGGCGAGCUGGAGUCCGACUCCGGGCUUGGCCAGUUGGCUCGCCUCACCGAGAUCAACGUCGACGAGGUCGGCGUGAAUGGGGCGAAGAACUUCUUCGAGGCCAAAAUCGAGCAGCAAUUGAUGACGAAUAAAUUCCACGACGAAAUCAGGCAAGAGCAAGAGGAAAAACGCCAAAUGGAGGAGGAACGGGUUAUCCGACGGCAGCAGUUCCAACAGCGAGCUGCCGUUUUCCAGUAGAAGGGGAACCACAAAAUGCCAAAGUGUGUGCGUUCAUAUUGCUUCUUUCGCUAAUUAGGAAUUCAUCCAACGUGAAAUAACGUGGACGCUUGUUUCAGUAUAAAUAUUUGUAAAUCUGUAAAUGUCAUAGUUUUUAACGCCCUAGAUUACGAUGUCUUUUAGAUGGAAAGAUGUGUCAUUUUAUUUUAAUGAUGUUUUAAUCAACACUUCGGUUCAAACAGUUUGCUACAAAGAAGAAAUAAUCAAAAAACGGUUAUCAUGUUCUCAAAGAAAAUCAAUGUGAUAGAGAAGGAAUCAAAGGAAAUGGAAGUGAAAGAAGCCUUACGCAAAGAAAAGUAGUUAGUUAGAGGAAGGGAACAAAAAUGGCCAUAUGAGCGCUUCUGCUCGAUAGAACCGCUGUUACAAAACACAAAGUAUCUCUUUGGAAUUCCACUAUUUUAUCUUACUUUUAAGUUUAAAAUUAUUUGAUUUCACUUGCUUGCAACCACUCAAAAACUUGCUUCGUCCAUUUUAAAAACGAGUUUAAAAAAAACUAGCAUAUCUAAUCUUACAGUUGCACGUAUUACAAGAGAGGACAAGUGAGCAACAUACUCAACCUAAAAAAGGGAUAUAUUUUUGAUAUCGAAGGAUUUGCAAUGCAAGAGAGUGGAAUAGGACUAUUAACAGUUGUAGGUGUGCCAGCGAUGUAGAUGUGAGCGUGUUUUGCUAGUGAACCGAAGGGAACCAUUUAUAGGUGUGAGUAAGGUAAAUGUGUAUUAAGCUUAGGAAACAGAAAAAAAUCUGUAGCGUUUAAGUUGUUUUAUCGAAAAGUAUGUAGCCGUGGCAUAAUUGUACCGCAAAGUUACAAAUAAAUGUUCGUUUCAUAAAUUGCACUUAUAAUGGAAAUGA